Puntigrus tetrazona (Sumatra barb) is the source of this 1221-nucleotide messenger RNA. RefSeq lists its product as uncharacterized. Gene Ontology annotation, cellular component: external side of plasma membrane; membrane raft. The coding region runs from base 138 to 1067 and encodes 309 amino acids. The record is from RefSeq and is a predicted model, not a curated record. NCBI's taxonomy places the organism in Eukaryota, Metazoa, Chordata, Actinopteri, Cypriniformes, Cyprinidae. Gene Ontology annotation, molecular function: MHC class II protein binding; protein tyrosine kinase binding. The transcript has 9 exons. Gene Ontology annotation, biological process: T cell activation; positive regulation of ERK1 and ERK2 cascade; interleukin-15-mediated signaling pathway.
AUUCUAUACCGGUCUCAACAUCUCAACUUCAGAAGCUGGCGAGGAACUGGACGCUCAAGCUAGUCUUUAUGAGUCUGCAAGUGAAGCAGAGAAGAGGCUGACAUUAAGUUGAAGGGAAAACUGACAGCAACAAAAAGAUGGCUGUUAAGUAUCACAAGUGUCUGGGACUAAUCAUUCUCUGUUCAUUUCUCACAGGCACCAGUAGAUCAGAAGUGACUCACAUAUUCAGCACUGUUGGUGAAAAUGUCCGUUUGCCCUGUAAUGCUCUUUCUGACUGCACAUCAACUUCAUGGAACUAUGACAGGCUAACAUAUUUAGAGACUGUUGAUCUGAUUGUCAAUGGGAAAAUUAAGUAUAACAGAGAGAAACAUGAGAGACUGAGUCUGGGCCCUGACUGCUCUCUGAACAUCAAGACAGUCACUAAAGACGAUUAUGGAAUUUACAUCUGCCAACAAUAUGGACAUAUGGAUAGACAAGUUUUUCUGCAUGUCCUCCUUGUCUCUUCAUCAUCUUCACAGUCUGAGAUCAGUCCUGGCAGCUCUGUGACUCUGUCCUGCCAGUUAUAUUCAUAUGAUCGAGUCUCUUGUGAUGUUUUGGUCCGUGAUGAGGGAGUUGAGCUGAUCUGGGUGAAUGAGGCCGGUGUGAAUCUUCAGACAGACCCCAGAUAUAAGAUAUCACCAUCAGGACACUGUAACAGCUCUCUGACUACAACACUCCUGAGAGAAGAUCUCAACAGAGAGUGGAGAUGUCAGGUUACUGGGAAGAUAGUAGCUACAUUUACUGCUGAAUAUACAACUUCUUCUACAGCCAGGAUAAAGACACUGACUCCAUUGACCACCUCAACGACAAUUGUACAGACACCAACAACUCCUACACAACCAGCCUCUUCCCCGAUGGUGGUGAUUUUGGUUAUAUUCACUGUGUUAGCUGUUCUCCUUCCUGCCGUUAUGCUUUGGGUGGUUUAUACAAAAAAAGCAGAUACCAAGGGGAUUAUUGAUUCUGAUUUGCUGACAUAUGUGACGUAUUCUGGGAUUCCAGCAGAAAGCAUGUCAAAGACAAUAAUAUAAUGGAAACUGGCUAAUGAUGAGAAGAGAAUCAAGCAAAAGGUUGCUUAACCAAUAAGUUGGUUGUGAUUAAGAGACUUCAUUGCAAAUGAAUUGGUUGACAACAAUUUAAUGGUAAAUGUUUCUACUUCACAGUUUGAAUAAAACAUUUUGGUGA